CUAGGUGCACCACCAGCCAUGAUGCAGCAGUCUCGACUGGAGACGGAUACCAUCGGAGCCGGCGAGGGGCCACAGCCAGCAGCGUCCUGGUCAACCUGGGUCACCAGGCAGGGCUGGAUGCGCUGGUGGGCAUACCACAUACCUCCCAGCUGGGUCCAGUGGUGGACAACAUCAGGCUGGCGGCAACCACUGCAGCGCAUGCUAUGGGGUGUGGAGGGGACACUCUACCUGCUGCUGGCACUGAUGCUAUGCCAUGCGCUGUUCACUACCGGCUCCCACCUGCUGAGCUCCCUGUGGCCUGUGGUGGCCGCAGUGUGGCGUCACCUGCUGCCAGCUGUGCUGCUGCUGAUACUCAGUGCUCUGCCUGCCCUGCUCUUCACAGCCUCUUUCCUGCUGCUCUUCUCCACACUGCUGAGCCUCGUGGGCCUCCUCACCUCCAUGACUCACCCAGGCUAUGCUCAGGACCUGGUCUAA
Molecule: messenger RNA, 474 nt
Organism: Dipodomys spectabilis (banner-tailed kangaroo rat)
Lineage: Eukaryota; Metazoa; Chordata; Mammalia; Rodentia; Heteromyidae
Gene: Tmem239
Product: transmembrane protein 239
Exons: 1
Coding region: 19-474 (151 amino acids)
Source: RefSeq, a predicted model, not a curated record